AUGAGCCAGAAGUCGUUGAUCUACGCUUUCGUUGCUCGUGGAAACGUGAUUCUCGCUGAGUACACGGAAUUCAGUGGGAAUUUCAAUUCCAUAGCGUUUCAGUGCCUUCAGAAGCUCCCUGCGACAAACAACAAGUUCACUUACAAUUGCGAUGGCCAUACUUUCAAUUACCUCGCCGACAACGGCUUCACAUAUUGUAUAGUUGCAGAUGAAUCAGUAGGAAGACAGGUACCAAUGGCUUUUCUAGAGCGUAUCAAGGAUGACUUUGUGUCAAAAUAUGGAAGUGGAAAAGCUGCUACAGCUCCUCCCAAUAGCCUAACCAAGGAAUUUGGGCCAAAAUUGAAGGAACAUAUGCAGUAUUGUAUUGAUCAUCCUGAAGAGAUAAAUAAGCUUGCCAAAGUGAAAGCCCAGGUUUCAGAAGUAAAAGGAGUAAUGAUGGAAAAUAUCGAAAAGGUUCUUGAUAGAGGGGAAAAGAUAGAGCUUCUGGUGGAUAAGACUGAGAACCUUCAUAAUCAGGCACAAGACUUUCGUAACACAGGAACAAAGAUGAGAAGGAAAAUGUGGCUACAGAACAUGAAGAUCAAGCUCAUUGUUUUGGGAAUAGUGAUUGCCUUGAUCCUCAUCAUCGUGCUCUCUGUUUGCAAGGGGUUCAACUGUGGGAAGUAAAAUGCGGUUCUUGAAGAGGCUUUCAAAACUAUACUUUCUUUGCGAUAUUACUUUAAGGCAGCUAUCAAUUAUAUUGUAUGGCUUUGUAUGUAGACAAAUUUAGCCAUUCGGCUAUUCGAUCCAGAAGGAAUUGUUUUUUGCAUGACUGGACCUCUUUAAGCCUUUAUUAUGUUGUGAGAUUCUUUUGCGCUUGA
This is a messenger RNA of Tripterygium wilfordii, 860 nucleotides long. Its product is annotated as vesicle-associated membrane protein 722-like. Bases 1 to 666 code for a protein of 221 amino acids. Gene Ontology annotation, cellular component: membrane. Gene Ontology annotation, biological process: vesicle-mediated transport. The record is from RefSeq and is a predicted model, not a curated record. The transcript has 5 exons. Lineage: Eukaryota; Viridiplantae; Streptophyta; Magnoliopsida; Celastrales; Celastraceae.